This is a messenger RNA of Pestalotiopsis fici W106-1, 1716 nucleotides long. RefSeq lists its product as uncharacterized. The record is from RefSeq and is a predicted model, not a curated record. Bases 1 to 1716 code for a protein of 571 amino acids. NCBI's taxonomy places the organism in Eukaryota, Fungi, Ascomycota, Sordariomycetes, Amphisphaeriales, Sporocadaceae. The transcript has 9 exons. Gene Ontology annotation, molecular function: transmembrane transporter activity. Gene Ontology annotation, biological process: transmembrane transport.
AUGGAGGAAGCUACACUCACCCCUUUGCCAGUGCAGGCGCCCGCAGCACCUCCCGCGGCCAAGGCGACGACCAACAAUGAGGCAGUCAUCAGUGAUAGCUCGGGCAGCGAUGGUUGGAAACCCACCAAACGGUUCCUCCUGGCGUUCAUGUCGCUCCUCACCAUUGUGGCCGCCGUGGCGAUUGAGUCCACCAGUCUGCCCACCGCGCUGCCCAUCAUGAGUGCCGAGCUGGGCGGCACCGCUCUGGAAGCCUUCUGGUCUGGCACCGGAUAUCUUUUGGCUUCGACUAUAAUCCAGCCCACGGUCGCGUCAAUGUCGCAUGUCCUAGGCCGAAAGUUGAUGUUGUACAUCAGCAGUGCUGGGUUCGCGGGCGGAUCGCUCAUUGCUGCACUGGCGCAGAAUUUCAAUGUCGUCCUUAUUGGACGGACAGUUCAGGGAGCAGGAGGUGGAGGACUCAUCGUACUUCUGGAGAUUCUCAUCUCCGAUCUCGUUCCUCUCGAACAUCGCGGUACAUGGUUCAGUAUCAACGCAGUCAUGUGGGGCAUUGGUACUGCCACUGGACCUCUGAUCGGAGCUGGAUUCGCUCAGGAAGUUACUUGGAGGUGGAUCUUCUGGCUCAACCUGCCCAUUGUUGGCCUCGGAAUGAUCUUUGUCACACUCUUCUUGAAGCAGGCUCAGGUACCGGGACAAAUCGUUGAGAAACUCAAGAAGUUUGAUUGGCUUGGCUCUGUGCUGUUUUCCGUCAGCUCUGCCAGCUUUUUGUUUGGUAUCACUGCUGGAGGUGUUCGAUUUGCAUGGUUGUCAUAUCAGACUUUAUUGCCAUUGAUUCUGGGUUUCCUUGGAAUGCUCGGCUUCGUCUACUGGGAGUUUAACCUCGCCUCGGAGCCCAUUGUUGACAAGCGCAUCUUCCAGACCUGGACGGCGAUCUCUACGUACAUCCAAACCAUGUUACACGGUCUCAUCUUAUGGGCAGCCAUAUAUUUUCUUACCUUGUACUAUCAAGCCGUGAAAUUGUACUCGCCAGUCACAUCAGCAGUCGCCCUUCUCCCAGAAACGGUCGGCUUGUCCUUGUCGAGCAUUGCAGUAGGAUACUUCACUGGCAGAUGGAAAAGCUACCGCUGGGCCUUGUGGGGAGGUUGGUCCCUCACAACCCUCGGUGCCGGUCUCUUGUACCUGCUUGGUACAGGCACCAAUGUAACCCAGUGGGUUUUCUUGAACAUACCUUUUGGUGUUGGCACUGGUAUGCUCUUUACGGCACAAAUCCUCGCAAUCCAAGCCGGGACUGAACCCCACCUCAACGGUGCAGCCGCCGGCUGCUUUUCCUUCAUCCGCAUCUUUGGCCAGGCUCUUGGCGUCGCUCUCUCCGGGGUCAUUUUCCAGAAUUCUUUGAAACAAGAACUCCUCAGAAUCGCGGGGUUCGCUUCGCUUGCCGAUAUGUACUCGCGCGAUGCCACAGCAGCAGUCACUCUGAUACAGGCCAUGGAAGAUGGUGACACCAAGACAAAGAUGAUCCAGGCAUUCUCGGAUGCCUUGAGUUCAAUCUGGCUUUCUCUGUUGGCAUUCUCGGCAGCUGGAUUAUUGCUAAGUCUGACGGUCAAGGGAUAUUCGAUGACCCAAGAGCAUGUCACGACCCAGCAUCUGGUUCAGGACAAGGGGGGAUUAGUGGAUGAGGAAGCUGGCGUCCAAACAGCGGCGAGACCCGAGAAAAAAGCUUAA